AUCUGGCCUGCGCUUCUCGGCUCCCUCCUCGGCUGGGCUGGCAGAGCGGCGCCGGCUUGGCGAUGGCCCCCUCUCUGGUCCCGCAGCUCCUCUGGAUGCCUCUGCUCCAGCUCUGCGCCGGGGCUAGCCUCGGAAGGCUGGAGCCGGACGGUCUUCGAGAGGCAGAGAGAUUCCUAGAGAAAUAUGGCUACAUGGGAUCCACUCAUCAAGGAACGCGACCAGCGGUGUUCUCGGAAGCUGUCCGGGAAUUUCAGCGGGUAUCCCACCUGUCUCUCAGUGGCAAGCUGGAUGCUUCCACCGUGCAUCAGAUGCGCCGUCCCCGAUGCGGUGUGAAGGACGCAGGGAGUUUUGCUGCGUGGAAGGAGCGUGUGGAUGCCCUGUUCUCGGGCCGGAGGGCAGAGAAGAAGCGCAGGAAACGGUACUCCCACCAAAGUGGACAGUGGUACAAACGGCACCUGACCUACCGGGUGGUGAACUGGCCCUGGUACUUACCCCAGCAGCAGGUCCGUCUGGCGGUGAAGGCGGCUUUUGAGCUCUGGAGCAAUGUCUCCUCCUUGGUGUUCUGGGAGGCCACGAGUGACUCUGCAGACAUUCGCCUGACCUUCUUCCAUGGGGAUCACAAUGACGGCACGGACAAUGCCUUUGACGGGCCAGGAGGCGCAUUGGCGCAUGCCUUCUUCCCACGCCGUGGCGAGGCCCAUUUUGACAAUGACGAGAGGUGGUCGCUGGACAGCAGCAAGGGCCGCAACCUCUUUGUAGUGGUGGCACAUGAGAUUGGGCACACGCUGGGUUUGGAGCACUCCCCAGUGCGCAGCGCGCUGAUGUCGCCGUACUACAAAAAACUGGGCAAGGAUUUUGUCCUCAGCUGGGAUGACGUGCUUGCGAUCCAGAAUUUAUAUGGGAAGCCUCCCUGGGGCGCCACAGUCCAGCUCCCGGGGAAGGUAUUCGCUCGUUUCCAAGACUGGAGCCAAGAUAUUGAAGGCAGGGAGCGCCAGGAAGGAAACCACACAGCCCAUUACUGCCGGUCAUUUUUCGAUGCCAUAACCAUAGAUCUGGAAGGCAAUCUUUACAUCUUUAAAGGUGGCUAUUUCUGGACCAUAUCAAAAGCAGGGAACACCACUGGCCCACAGUCACUCCGGUCGAAGUGGCCAGGGCUACCAUCCACCAUCGAUGCUGCUGCCUUCUCAGAGGAAGAUGGGAAAUUCUAUUUCUUCAAAGGCGGCAGGUGCUGGCGGUACAGAGGCCCCUCACUGGAAGCUGGCUUCCCCCAGAAGUGUAGCAGCACCGGUGAUCUUCCGCGCCACCCUGAUGCGGCUCUCUAUUUCCAGCCCCUCCGCCAUCUGGUCCUUUUCAAAGGCCCCAAGUACUACGUGGUUGACGAGGAGACCUUCCAGGUGGAGCCGUACUACCCCAGGAGCUUGAGAGACUGGGGAGGGGUCCCAACCACGGCCAACGGAGCCUUGACUCAUUCGGAUGGCUUUGUCUACUUCUUCCGAAAUGACCAGUACUGGAAAUUCGAUCCUGAUAAGCUGCAGGUUGUGGCCUCUGGGAAAUGGGCCCCUCAGUUGCAGUGGCUCGGCUGUCAGGCUGAAGACCCCAGUCAGGCCGGAACAUGACCUUCCGUAGAAACGGCAGGCUUGUCAGGGCCCAAAUCCAGACGUUAUGAAUGGUUUCCUGGGCCAUGUUUGCGUUUGCUCUUCGUUUGGUCUCAAGUGGAUAAACCCAGAAAGGAACUGAGAAGCGUUAAGCUGACUAUGGGCUGAGCGGAGGAGAAACCCUGGUGAAGCAAGAUGGCUUGUGAAAACGUUACUGUUCAUGACAUGACUUUUGAGCGCCUCACGAUUCAGGCAAGAGGCAGGAGCGACACCCCUUCUCCCUUGUGCAGACUGGAAGAGACUGGGCUGGCGUCUCGCCCUCAGCCAGUCAAGAGGACAGGACCAUGGGGGCUCUUCACCUCCACGCUACACCUAAUUUUGAAGGCCAGCCUUCCUUGAAAAACCCUCAAAGUCAACUUACAGUAUUUUCCUGUCUUCCAUGUUUGUCCCAGAACCUCGUUGCCAAGGGACUGGACAAAAUGGCGGGCCUUCUUUUUAGUGGUAGGUUGUAUUUUGCCAUUAGGCAGGCUGGUGCCAAACUACUUGAACUUCUGUCUCAGGAUCUCAGUGUUUCUUGUCACUAUCUGCUGUGUGGAACCGGCUGUUGCUUUUGUCUUGUGGUAAUACUGGUGAAUGGGUGGUCGCUUAUCCGCAGUUUCCUUCAACAUUUGUACCAUUUUUAGAACUGUGCCUAUUAUUUAUUAUUCUCGCUAUACUUUCGCAACAUAACGUUGUGCAUCCUUACUGUAUUCCCACAAUAAUUAUAUGAGGCAAGGCUGAGGGAUUGUAGAGCGCUCAGAAAGGGUACCCAGUGGUCAUUAUACCUGAAUGGGGGUUGAACAUCUUCUUGAUAGAAACUCAACACUCAGUCCAUUGCGCCAUGUUGGUAUAAGGUUGUUCGUUAUCUAAUGUAGAGGUCCCCAACUUUUUUGAGUUUGCAGGCACCACUGGAAUGCUAACAUAGCAUGAAGGGCACAGCCACAAAACGUCUGCUGUAGGAGAUGGAGCCAGCCACAAAAUAGCUGCCACAGCU
Messenger RNA from Gekko japonicus, 2628 nucleotides. RefSeq names its product matrix metallopeptidase 28 (gene MMP28). The transcript is spliced from 8 exons. Bases 63 to 1616 code for a protein of 517 amino acids. The record is from RefSeq and is a predicted model, not a curated record. Gene Ontology annotation, cellular component: extracellular matrix. NCBI's taxonomy places the organism in Eukaryota, Metazoa, Chordata, Lepidosauria, Squamata, Gekkonidae. Gene Ontology annotation, molecular function: zinc ion binding; metalloendopeptidase activity. Gene Ontology annotation, biological process: collagen catabolic process; proteolysis; extracellular matrix organization.